Molecule: messenger RNA, 1515 nt
Organism: Fonsecaea multimorphosa CBS 102226
Lineage: Eukaryota; Fungi; Ascomycota; Eurotiomycetes; Chaetothyriales; Herpotrichiellaceae
Exons: 1
Coding region: 1-1515 (504 amino acids)
Biological process (GO): activation of protein kinase activity; autophagosome assembly; autophagy of mitochondrion
Cellular component (GO): Atg1/ULK1 kinase complex; phagophore assembly site
Molecular function (GO): protein kinase activator activity; molecular adaptor activity
Source: RefSeq, a predicted model, not a curated record
AUGGCGCAAUCUCCUCACCCCGAGGCCUCAGCCCGAUCCUCUCCCUCGCAGUCCGCUCACGCCUCGAGUCCCCCGUCGGCUUCUGUCGAGACUCUCGUUUCCUACCUGGUCGCCGCUAAACGGUCUCUGGGCAGUAUCCAUCUCGUCCACCGGGCCACCACCAUCCUCACCGAAUCACGUGCAUCCAUCGAGGCUACCACUGCCCUCCUCGCCAAAGCCACCUACUUGCGCCGUUCCGUGGCAUCUCAACUGAAGAUCCUACGUGGGGUCCAACUUGAACUGGAGACUGCUGCUCAGGGUAUUCAGAACGAGUUUCAGGCGGUGAUCAAAGAGUUGGACGAGACCGGCGCGAGGCUGCUACAAUCGAUAGAACUGUUGAAACAGACGACAAUUGAAGAUGCUUUCAAACCCUCAGCCGAGGGAACGGUGGACGAUGGCCCAGGUAAGGAGACCUUGCACGAUUUUGUGGACGACAACGGCGUCGAAACGAUCAAGCAGGCCAUGGAAAUUGCCAUAGACAAUGUACAACACUCGCAAAAUGAAAUGGGUCACUCGAUCCAAACGUUGGAAGAUGAUCUACAAGCCAUCAACGAAGUCCUCAAUGGCAGAGGAGAGCUGUCUAGCACAGACAGUGAAUUGCAGCAGCCCACCAGCAUUGCUGGUGUCCUCACACUGUUAGAGGACCAUGCCCGUAUAAUGGCAGAGGAGCUAGAAAGUCUGGUCAAACACUUCGAUCUCUGCGUCACCGCCAUCAAACACACAGAAGGAGGUGGUGAAGCGUUAUUCCAGACCAUAAAUGCUGGUGAGGGAGUGGACCUUCCGGACACGGUUGGCCUGGGCAUGGACGAGCUUCGGGCACCCGCACAACCUAUGAACGAAGAGGAACGACUGGAAAUGCUACAGGUGCUUGAGAACGACGCUCAGGAGGUGGACGAAGUGGUCAUGGAACUCCAAGAUCGCAACGCCGAGAUGGAAGCCCAGCUGGACAAAGUCCAUCAAUGGUGUGAACGCCAGGAAAAUGCCUAUGCCGAUGUAGCGACCGCCUUCAAACUUCUCGAAAAGAUCUCGGGGCGCUUAUCUGGGUAUGCAGCUGAGGUAGCGCGGCAAGCGCUGAAAUGGAGUGAAGAAAAGGCCAAGAUUGAAGACGGCAUCGGCGGGAUGGAGGAGCUGUGCGAACACUACGCCAAUUUUCUCCACGCUUACGACGGUCUGAUAGUCGAAGCCGCCCGCCGAAGGACUGUGAAGAAGCAGAUGGAGAGAGUGGUGGCGGAGGCGCAUGCUCAGUUGGAGCAAAUGUACGACUCGGAUCGGCAGCUGAGGCUGGAGUUCAAGAACGACCUGGGCGAGUAUUUGCCAAGUGAUAUUUGGAGUGGCGUCAAUACGUUACCGCCCAGAUAUUCUAUCACAAGGGCCGACGAGGAAGAUAUUGGUAGUGUGCCCGAGCUGCCGAGGCGGACGGUAGAAGAGGCCUUGAGGAGGCUCAAGGUCGGCAGAGGUGGAAGAAGCACCAGAUGA